GGCCCUUUCGCGCUGCCAUUUUGGAGAAGCUUUCCCCACGCAGGAGAGCUUCGCGAAGGUUCUUGUUUUUCGAGGCCAGAACCGGACAGAAACCAGCAAAAAAAAAAAAAAAAAAAAAAAACGACGCAGGGAGUGUGUAAAAAAAAAAAAAAAAAAAACGACCGACCCCGCUGGACGCGUAAUAAUGGGCCCGCCGCCGGGAGACAGACCGCGCCGCACGUCGACUGAAAGAACGGGGAGCUCCAGCUGGACCGUCGAUUUCUCUUGACAUGGCAUGCGGCAGCAGUUAGGGUGACGACGGACCCGAAAAAGAGCUCCACACGACCGCCAAACUCGUCCAGCUAUCGGAAAAGACGCAACGGCUUUAGUUUUCUGAGCUAAAACAACAAAGCCCUUAACGGAGUUGUCGACGACGCGAUCUUUAAAAAAACAACAACAACAAAAGACCCAAAAUGUCGAUCUCGCGCGCUAGCUGCUUGUUAGCUUUUUAGCAUCGCGAAAACACUGGCGAGGACUUGUAAAGAAAGAUGACCGAGUCGUAACCGGAAAGCUUUCCUCCCCCCCCCAAAAAAAGUAGUAGUUAGUCACUCGGGCCGCGAAGGAGCUACGAUGUAGCUUUGGUCGUUGCUAGCUGGGCUUAGCUAAAACGAAACCAUGAGCAGCACCAUCAGCACUACGACUAGCAGGAGCGAGUAGGCCGCGAGCCUCGAAAAGAAGCGAGGAAAAUGUCGAACAACCUUCGUCGUGUUUUUUCUCUUGUAUGUGUGCCAACGUCUCCCCGCCAUGCUCGUCCCUACGCCCGGUCCAGCGCGCUCAGUCAUGGAUGAGGGACUCUGAAAAGCCACCACUGAAUAUUCUUAAACUGCUCGCCCUCCAUUGCACCCAGCACCGCUAUGAUUCUCUCCUGUAGGAAGUACUACUGCUAAUAAUAAUAACAAUCAACCACAGUUUGAUUUUUCUGGUUUUUAUUUACAAAUCUGCUCGUUGGCGGCAGGCUCAGGCUCUUGAAACGAUGGAUUUUUGAACCACCAAGAAGGAGAUGUAGUCUUAUCGUGAAUCCCGUGCCCGCCACCUUUGCAGAAAGAAAAACAAAAACACCCCAAAAAAACGGCGUAAAAAUGACUUGAUAUGACGAUGUUUGGUUAGAAGACCUGUUUGAGUUUCUUGUUAAUUGAGUGGCUAGUUCACAGACCUGGUUAGCACUCCCGUUGUCGUAAUAGUGCCCCCCCCCCCCAAAAAAAAAAAAUUAAACCUGAGCGGAUCAAAUAGGAAAGUUGACACUAUCGCAUCUAAUCAUGGGGGAUCCGAUCACGCGGCGAAACCAAACCAGAAAUCGUCUCCGCGCUCAGCUGCGGAAGAAACGAGAAUCGUUGGCCGAUCAGUUCGAUUUCAAGAUUUACAUCGCCUUUGUUUUCAAGGACAAGAAAAAGAAGUCGGCGCUCUUUGAGGUCGCCGAAGUGGUGCCGGUGAUGACCAACAACUACGAGGAGGACAUCUUGCGAGGCGUGCGGGACUCCCGCUACUCCCUGGAGAGUUCCAUUGAGCUCCUGCACAAGGACGUGGUGCAACUCCACGCCCCCCGUUACCAGUCCAUGCGAAGGGACGUGAUAGGCUGCACGCAGGAAAUGGAUUUCAUCCUUUGGCCGCGCAACGACAUCGAGAAGAUCGUCUGCCUGCUCUUCUCCAGAUGGAAGGGAGCCGACAAUGAGCCCUUCAGGCCCGUUCAGGCCAAGUUUGAGUUCCAGCACGGCGACUACGAGAAGCAGUGCUUGCACGCGCUCGCUCGCAAGGACAAAGCUGGAAUGAUCAUGAACAACCCCGCGCAGUCCAUCUUCCUCUUCGUGGACCGACACCACCUACAGACUGUUAAAAGCAAGGCGACGGUGUUGAAGCUGUGCAGCCUGUGCUUGCACCUCCCCCAGGACCAGCUGACCUGCUGGGCCGCGGGCGACGUCGAGGACCACCUCAGACCUUACAUGCCCGACUAGGCUUCAUCCGAGGGGGGUCGCCUCAACCCCCACCCCCCCUUCCCUCUCCAUCCCUCUCUAUCCUGCCUUCAGAAGCCAUGUUGAUGUUCUCACCCCCCCCCCACCUUUCUCUUCCUCCUUCCUUCUCUCUCUCUUCCCCCGCCCUCAUCCCCCACUCAGGCAUCCAUUUUGUUUCCCGUCAACCCGCAUGAACAUUGAUUUGGAGCGAUCGGUCGUCAAGGCGACAGGCAGGACCUCUCUCUAUGUUGGGAGAGAGAAAGAGAGAGAGAGAGAGAGAGAGAGAGAUGGAAAAAAAAAAACACGGACAUGUCGUUAAAUCCUUGUCGUCACAGGAAAAGUUUUGUUUUCUUUUUUUCUAUUUUGUUCCUUUGUCGUUUCCGGGGAAAACCAACUUUCGGGUGUAGAACAAUUGUAAUAAGACCACCAACGAUAAUGACGUCAACUCAUACGUGUCGUUAUGGCUUCUCAUUUGCUGGACUCCAGAGUUAACGUUCAUAUUUUUUUUCUGGGGGGGGGGGGCAGGGGGUGUUUGUGUUACGCUCGAAUCACUACUGAUGUUUGAUUAUGGAUACGGGCUACUUAAUAAUGAGAAUAACAAUAUACCUAACGUGCAAACUAACGUUUUGGCUCAAAUUUGAAAUUGCUUGUCAAAGGAUUUUCAUUUUUUUUUCAUGUUCAUGACUCAAAAUUUGUGUGUCCAGUUGAAGGUUUGAGGCUUUUUUUUUUUUUUUUUUGAUCAAUACUGCUGAGCAUAUAUCAAUACAAAUUUUGAACGCAA
Messenger RNA from Syngnathoides biaculeatus (alligator pipefish), 2766 nucleotides. It is a transcript of the gene c1h6orf62, whose product is annotated as chromosome 1 C6orf62 homolog. The transcript has 5 exons. Lineage: Eukaryota; Metazoa; Chordata; Actinopteri; Syngnathiformes; Syngnathidae. Bases 1296 to 1988 code for a protein of 230 amino acids. The record is from RefSeq and is a predicted model, not a curated record.